AUGGAGCGUGCUUUACAGGUGCAGCAUGUUCCACACAAUCAGUAUGUAGAGUUUGCCGCUUAUCAGCUAGCGGGAGAGGCCCAGCCCUGGUGGCAAGCUGAGUGUCAUUUGCUACAGCUUCAAAUGCCAACAUUCCAUUACACCAACAAGUUUGAGGAACUCUGUAGGUUUUCUAGGGUAUGUCAAGGUGUCCCGGAGACUUACGAGAGCUGGAAGUGCAUUAAGUACCAAAGGGGUUUAAAGGAUAGCAUUAUGACUGCUGUGACUCCUUUGGAGAUCCGUGUCUUCUCUGACUUAGUGAACAAGGCUAGAGUAAUGGAAGAGUAUGCCAAAACCGUGGCGGCAUCCAAAGACACUCAUGGAGGGAGCUCUAGUCGGGGGCGUGGCAAGUAUUUUCAUCUGAGAGGACAAAGCUUCAAGAGAGGAGGAUAUGCGCCUCAAGGCUAA
Arachis duranensis is the source of this 447-nucleotide messenger RNA. RefSeq lists its product as uncharacterized. The transcript has 2 exons. Bases 1 to 447 code for a protein of 148 amino acids. The record is from RefSeq and is a predicted model, not a curated record. Lineage: Eukaryota; Viridiplantae; Streptophyta; Magnoliopsida; Fabales; Fabaceae.